This is a messenger RNA of Ctenopharyngodon idella (grass carp), 4349 nucleotides long. It is a transcript of the gene tbc1d10c, whose product is annotated as TBC1 domain family, member 10C. The transcript is spliced from 10 exons. Lineage: Eukaryota; Metazoa; Chordata; Actinopteri; Cypriniformes; Xenocyprididae. Bases 140 to 4174 code for a protein of 1344 amino acids. The record is from RefSeq and is a predicted model, not a curated record.
CCAUCAAUGAUUGAAACACACACACACACAUGCACGCAUAACCACACACUAGCUGAAUUUACAGCGGAAGUCUUAGUCUCAGUUGUCUUCCCUCCCAUCAGAGGACAACUGCACCUUUCAGUGUGGCAGAAACCUGAAGAUGUCUGUUAAACCGGACCAUAGCGAGGAUGAGGAGGGGAAUCAUGGGCCGGAGGUCACGGUUGUGGAGACUAACCGCUUUGGCUUCAUUCUAGGAAAUGGAGAAACUGACAGUGAUGGUCCGUGUCCUGAGUUAGUGAGACAUCGAGAGUCCAAAUGGCUCAGCCUCAUGACUCAAUGGGAGCAAGUCAUGGAGAAAAAGAGCAACAAGGUCAAAGGUCAAUGUCAAAAGGGCAUCCCAGCAUCCGUCAGGGCAAAGGGCUGGCCGCUGCUCUGUGGAGCUAAGGAUAGAAAAGACAAAAACCAAGAACUCUACAAGAAUCUAGUUAAAGCUCCAGACCAUCAAGGAUGGACCGAUGUCAUCAAAAGAGACACAGACAGACAAUUUCCCUUCCAUGAGAUGUUCCAGUCCAAAGACGGCCAUGGUCAGAAGGACUUGCUGGAGGUCCUGAAAGCGUACACUCAGUAUCGUCCAGACGAGGGCUACUGUCAGGCACAGGGUCCGGUGGCCGCUGUCCUUCUGAUGAACAUGCCUGCUGAGGAGGCGUUCUGGUGUCUGGUGCAGAUUAGUGAGCUCUACCUCCCUGGAUACUACAGCCCUCUGCUGGAAGGUGUUUUAUUCGACGCUGCUGUUCUCUUAAGUGUGUUAAAGAAACUGUGUCCAGCUGCACACAAACACCUACAGAGUCAGGGGGUGGAGCCUCUCAUGUUUGCCACUGAUUGGCUGAUGUGCCUGUACAGCCGCCAUCUUCCUUUCAACACCUUGCUCAGAGUCUGGGAUCUCUUUUUCUGUUAUGGUGUGCGUGUUUUGUUUCAGGUUGCUGUGGUGCUGGUGCGCCGAUGUCUGGGAGAUGGACGACAGCGAAAAGAGUGUGAUGGCCAGAUGGAAACCCUGGAGCGACUGCGAGGUGUUAAAGAGCGUGUCCAAAAUGAGCAGGCUGAUGCCUUUAUCCAUGAGGUAUGUUCAGUGUCCCUGUCCCUGUCGGACCUGCAAAAACAAACUGAGAAAGAGCUGGAGAAAUGGAAGAUAGAGAGACCGAACUCGACCUUUGACCCACGAGGGCGCUGUCACGGAUACCGAAUGGUAUGGGAGAGAGCGCAGGAAAAACAAAAGGACCACGAAAAGAAGGAGCGACAGAAGGGGAGCCUGAUUAUUCCUCUAAUGCGCUCACAUUCUUCACUUUCUCCUUCGGGUCUGCGCAAGAAAUGGAGGAAGAGGAGCAGUAAGACUGACACAGAGGAGUGGGAUGGAGGAGGAAGAAAAUUCUCACAAAGUCUGAUAGAGGAGAGCGACGAUGAGGAGAUGAGGAGGAGGAGUGUGUGUGGUAUUGUUGGUGAGCAAAGGGACAAACGGGACAGGCUUGCAGAUGAGCUCUGUACACACAAACACAAAGAUCACAACACACAUCCAAACAUCUCAGUGGUGGUGUCCUCUAGUAUUGACUCUGAUGUUUUUGAGAAAGAGCAUACAGAAGCAUCUUUAAACCAACAGAAAGAUAAUUCAGCAACAUGUGUGGUUGAGGAGACACACCAUAAUGAACAGGACACAAAUCAAGAUGAACUGAGUACAGACACGCAAGGACAUCAGGAUGAACAGAGUAUAGAAAAAGACAAAAGUCAAGAUGAAACGAACACAGAAGCACCAACAAAUCAAAACGAACAGAACACAGAUAAACAGACGUGUCAAGAUGAACAGACUGUGGAAGAGAGGACUUCAGAGCCAGAAGAAAGCACACCCAUUGAAACAUCACAGGAAGAAGAUACACAGACUGUUUUCAGUAAACAGGAAGAGGAAAUACAGCCAGAUAGCAACAUCCAGGAAGAUGAAAUUCAAUCAGAACACUGUGAACAACAAAAAGAAACAGAAGAUAAGUUGCCAAUUGUCAUAAUAACUGAAGACAACUUGCAAAAUGAGGAAAAAAUCUUAGAGAAAGAGGUACAGAUACAUGUUGUCCAGGAGGAAGAGAGGUCUCAAACAUCUAGCGAUCAACAUGAACAUUCAGAAAGGCAGAAAAAAGAGGAUUUGAACAUACACAUAGCUACAGAGGAAGAUGAAGAGACCCAGCUUACUGGUGAAAAACAUGAUGUAGACAAGGAGGAAGGUUUACAGCAAGAAGAGAUUAAUGUUCUCCCUGAAGAGACAAAAGAAACCAAAGAGAUAACAGACCCUUCAAAGAUGUAUGAGGAGAAAGAUGACAAGAGAUUGGAGGAAGAAAGACAAGAUAUAAACUUAGAAGAGAGAGACAAUAACCCAUUGCAAACAUCUGAAUCAUUUUCCCUACAAACUGAACAAGAGAGUGAAACUGAGUAUCCAGAGAGAUCAGCAGAUCCCGUACAGCAAUCCCAAUCAAGCGAGUCGGAGCACAAUGACAUGAAUGCUACAGUUACAUCCGAAGAGUUAGUGCACUGUUCAAUUGAUUCCACUGUGAUGGAUACAGUAGGAUCUGGCAACCCAGAGCAGAGUGAAGUGGAUGCUGCUGAUGACACAAACACCCUUGAACCAGAUGUAACAGUUGCAUCUAGACACUCUGAAAACAGUGACAUGGAUGCUGCCACUGUUGCCACAUCUGGUAACAAAGAAAUCAGUGAAAACAAUCCUGAAAAAAGUGAAGAAAAUAAAUCACCAGUCAAUACAACUGAAGAAUCAAGCAACCUCACACACAAUGCAGAGGAUGAUACUAUCCUCUCAGAAAGCAAUGAAAUGCAUGUUUCUCUUGGAUCUGGCAAUUCCGAAGGCAACACAAUAGAUUUUACCACUGAGCACGGCAAACCAGAAAGCAAUGGUGUGGAAAUUGCUGUUGAAUCUGACAAGGUGCCUGUUAUAAGUGAAUCUGGCAACCCCGAGGGCAAUGUAGAGGAUUCUGCUGUUGGCAACCCUGAAAGCAAUGAUGUGCUUUCAACUAGAUCUGGCAACCCUGAAAGUAACGUGACAGAUGUUACCACUGAAUCCGAAAAAACAGAAAGCAAUGAGGUCGAAAUUGUUGAUGGAUCUGGCAAUUCAGAGAGCAAUAUAUUAGGUUCUGCUGUUGAAAACCCAGAAAGCAAUAAAGUGCUUGUAACAACUGGAUCUGACAAUCCAGAGGGCAACACGGUGGAUUCGGCUGUUGGAUCUGGCAACCUAGAAUGCAGUGAUGUGCUUGUUACGACUGAAUCUGGCAAUCCAGAGAGUAAUACAGUAGUCUCGGAUGUUGGAUCUGGAAACCCAGAAAGCAGUGAUGUGCAAGUUACAACUAAAUCUGGCAUCUCAGAAAGUAAUACAGAGGAUUCAGCUGUAGGAUCUGACAACCCAGAUUACAAAGAAGUGCAUGUCGUAACUGAAUCUGACCACCCAGAGACCAAAAGAGAUCAUGUGACUGCUGGAUCUGGCAACCCUGAGUGUACUACAGAGGAUUGUGCUGCUGGAUCUGGCAACCCUCAUAACAGUGAAUGUGCAAUACCGGGAAACAGCCAGGGGUUAGAUUCUCCUCCUUUAAUUCCAUCUUCAAAAUCCCCAAACCCAAAUGUCCCGCCAGCUCAGCUCCGAUUGCGAAGGACUUCCAGCUCACGGGUUUCCUAUCCCACAAUCCUCUCUGAGGACACCUUCAGAGAACCACAGCAGCAAGAACACAUGCAUUCAGAAAAGACGACACACACACUUACACAAGACACACAUGCUCAGCCAAACUCACCGACGAAGUCAGACAUUCCAAAACGUCGGGGUCUGUUCCGCCUUCUCCGUGGGGAGACCAAAACCCCCGUUCCCAAAAUCCUCAUCCAGGACUUUAGUGAAAAAGAGGAGAAGCUGACUGCGAAAGAGAGGAGGAGAAGGAAGAGAGAGAAAGAGCGAAAAGAAAGGGAAGAGAAAGACAGAAAGAAACGAGAGAAGGAAAUGGAAAAGGACAAAGAAAAAGAGAGGAAAAAGCCUCAAACAAGAGGGAAGAGUUUCCAGGUGCUCAGCAAGAAGGAGGCUGAUAAUGUUGUGUCCCCCGGGAACAGUGACUCUCAGACAUCUCGCUCCAGGAGAAACUCUGCCCCUUUUUCUGACAAUUACUUUUAAAUAAUCAGAGACUCGAUCAAAUAUUUGUAUUUCACAGUGGGAGUGAGAUGUUUAAUGUGAGUUGUGCAAUGAUUUGAUGUAGCUUGUUAUAUUCACUGCUUUAUCUCUUGGUUUAAAACCAUUAUUAUUUUGAUAGAAAAAUAAAAUCAGGAGGAGGCAUGUGUGCGUAAAUGUA